This is a messenger RNA of Salvia hispanica, 1094 nucleotides long. Its product is annotated as protein NETWORKED 3C-like. Gene Ontology annotation, cellular component: vacuolar membrane. The record is from RefSeq and is a predicted model, not a curated record. Lineage: Eukaryota; Viridiplantae; Streptophyta; Magnoliopsida; Lamiales; Lamiaceae. Gene Ontology annotation, molecular function: actin binding.
UUUAAAUUGAGGCAUCUUCAUCACUCUCACUGGUUUUACUUUGAGACAGAGACAGAGAGAGCUGUUUGGCAUCGGAAAGAGAAAGAGGCGGCGACUCAAGGUAAGAAGAAGUAAGAAGAUGAUGAUGGCGAAGGAGGCGAAGAAGAAGGAUUCAUCACACUGGUGGUGGUUCGACAGCCACAGCAAGGGCAGUCCGAAUCGAUCUCCGUGGCUUCAGACAACACUUUCAGAGCUGGAUGAGAAGACAAGAAGAAUGCUGCAGGUGAUCGAGGAAGACGCGGAUUCAUUCGCGCAGCGCGCUGAGAUGUACUACAGGAAGAGGCCCGAGCUCAUCAGCAUGGUGGAAGACUUCUACCGGACUCAUCGCUCUCUAGCAGAGCGAUAUGAUCUAGUGAAGGCGGAGAGCGGGAGCCGCCUCCCAUCCUCACCAUGGUCAUCGCUAUCACUGUCAUCAGCAUCAUCGUCUCCACUGCCCUUCGCCAAGUAUCACCUGGAGAAGUCUCCGAGCCUGUGUGAAGGAGCCUAUGACAGCUACUCCGAGGCCUGUGGGCCGGAUGAUGAGUCAGAUGAGUCUGAGGUCGAUGAUCCCGAGGAGGAGGAGGAGGUGGUGGUUGGAUCAGACGUGUCAAGUGAGGGCCGUGAUGGGGAACUCGUGAGGCUCAGGGAAGAAGUGGCGAGGCUCGUGGAGGAGAACGAGAGGCAGAGGGAGGAGCUCAAGGCGAAGGAUGAGGAGAAACGCGAGGUCAUAAGGCAGCUAAGCCGGGCCAUGGAGUUGCUUAGAGAAGAGAAUGUGAUGCUGAGAGAGUGUCUGAGCAACAAAACUCCCAAGAAGGAAAGCAAGAUUGAGUACACCAAAAUGAAGGAGAAUUUCUUUGGGAGAUUGUUCAAUGGAUUUGGGAAACCACCAGUUAUUGCUCUCUAAAUGUUAAGGAAUCUGUUUGAACUACAAUUUGUUUGAGGGCUUCACUUUAAACUGUAUUCUUUAUUCUUUUGUGUGUAUUGUAUUAUAUUGUAUUGUACUAUUGUCAUUCCCUUCUAGAACUCAAUAUCAUUUGUAUUAUUGUAGUAGUAAAUUUGAUUUUUGUAAGUGAUUA